AUGAGGUCGCGCCGAGCAGCGUCGACCCUGCGCCAUGCACAGGCUGCCGUCUCCGAUGCCGUGGCAUUCCGGAGCGGCGCCGUCGUGAGGCCCGUCUGCUGCAAUGCGGCGCCGGCCAGCACCCGGCGGUUCACUGCGGCCACGACGGCUGCUCCCGCGACAAUGGCUCUGGCCCCUCCGGGCAUUCCAAUCCCGAACGUGCCCCGGAGACCCGGCUUCCGCCAGCAAUUCGCUCCUAGGGCACCGGCCCGGCGGUGCCUCCACGGGCAACCACCUCGGCGCAGCGGCGCGCCCUCCAACCCGGCCAUCCAGUUUCCCUGUCUCGACGCCCUCGAAAACCGGUCGGCAACCCUCGAGCGGCAGGCGUCGGCGCGCUCCGACAACAGCGGCCCGGAGCCGCAUUACACCGUCGGCGUGACCAAGGUUUACCACUGCAAAGAGCCUCUCCUGCUCGACCAUGGCGGCCACCUCCACGAGUUCGACAUCGCCUACGAGACGUGGGGCCAGAUGAACUCGACCCGCUCCAACGUGAUCCUCCUCCACACCGGCCUCUCCGCCUCCUCCCACGCGCACUCGACCGCCGAGAACCCGCAGCCGGGCUGGUGGGAGAAGUUCAUCGGCCCGGGCCUGGCCCUCGAUACCAACAAGUACUUCGUCAUCUGCACCAAUGUCAUCGGCGGCUGCUACGGCUCGACCGGCCCCUCCAGCAUCGACCCGCUCGACGGCCAGCGCUACGCCACCCGCUUCCCCAUCCUGACCAUCCAGGACAUGGUGCGCGCCCAGUUCCGCCUGCUCGACCACCUCGGCGUCGACGUCCUGUACGCCAGCGUCGGCUCCAGCAUGGGCGGCAUGCAGUCGCUCGCCGCCGGCGUCGAGUUCCCCUCGCGCGUCGGCCGCAUCGUCUCCAUCUCGGCCUGCGCCCGCAGCCACCCGUACAGCAUCGCGAUGCGCUACGUCCAGCGCCGCGCCAUCCUCAACGACCCCAACUGGAACCGCGGCUUCUACUACGGCCGCGUGCCCCCGCACGUCGGCAUGAAGCUCGCCCGCGAGAUCGCCACCAUCACCUACCGCUCCGGGCCCGAGUGGGAGCAGCGCUUCGGUCGCCGCCGCGCCGACCCCUCCAUGCCCCCGGCCCUGUGCCCGGACUUCCUCGUCGAGACCUACCUCGACCACGCCGGCGAGAAGUUCUGCCUCACCUACGACGCCAACAGCCUGCUCUACGUCAGCAAGGCCAUGGACCUUUUCGACCUCGGCCGCGCCAACCAGCUCGCCACCGCCCAACGCCGCGCCGAACGCCUGGCCGCCCUCUCCCGAUCCGCAGACAAAUCUCCUUCCUCCUCCCCAUCCUCCUCUUCCACCACUGGCAGCAGCAGCAGCAGCAGCAGUACCGCCGGCGGCGCGCCCACGUGCAGCCUCACCCUCCCGGACAAGCCCUACGAGGAACAGCCGCAGCCGGUAGCCGACACGCCCAUGCUCUCGGCGCUGAGCGCCGAGACCUUCCCCCCGCACCAGCCGCAGCAGCCCCCCGCCGACCUGGUCGCCGGCCUCGCCCCGCUGCGCCACCACCCCGUGCUGGUCCUCGGCGUGGCCAGCGACAUCCUGUUCCCCGCCUGGCAGCAGCGAGAGGUGGCCGAGGCGCUACGCCGGGCCGGCAACGACCGGGUCGAGCACCACGAGCUGAGCGAGGUCCAGAGCCUGUUUGGGCACGACACCUUCCUCCUCGACGUCGAGGGGGUCGGCGGUGCGGUGAAGAACUUUCUGGGCUGA
This is a messenger RNA of Thermothelomyces thermophilus ATCC 42464, 1767 nucleotides long. Its product is annotated as homoserine O-acetyltransferase-like protein. Bases 1 to 1767 code for a protein of 588 amino acids. Gene Ontology annotation, biological process: L-homoserine metabolic process. The record is from RefSeq and is a predicted model, not a curated record. Gene Ontology annotation, molecular function: homoserine O-acetyltransferase activity; L-serine O-acetyltransferase activity. The transcript has a single exon. Lineage: Eukaryota; Fungi; Ascomycota; Sordariomycetes; Sordariales; Chaetomiaceae.